AUGGCGUUUUCUCGUAGCAGCUCGAUUUCCUUCUUCAUACUCGCUUUAUUCGCCCUCUUUAUCAACCCAACCAUCUCUUCUCGCGUGUCGUCCUUCAUCCAGCUCCCGGUCAGCACCGUCGAAUCUCGCCCUUCCGUUGCUUCUUACUGCGAGGGAUGGAGAUUAGCCGUCGAGACCAACAACGCCGGAAGCUGGACGGUGGUUCCAUCCAAAUGCGUUAGCUCCCUUGAAACCUACUACAACAGAGGUCAGUUCGACAAGGAUUACAAUGUAGUCGCUAAUUACGCACUUUCCUACGCUAAAACGAUCCAGCUUGCCGGAGACGGUAAGGAUGCUUGGGUCUUCGACGUCGAUGAGACGCUCCUCUCGAACCUCGAGUACUACGCGGCUAAUGGUUACGGGUCAGUGCCGUACAACUCGAAGAAGUUCAAUGAUUGGGUGCUACAAGGAACAGCCCCAGGAUUUGAUGCGAGCUUGAAACUGUUCAAAGGUCUCAAGAAACUUGGUUUCACUAUCAUUCUCCUAACCGGCCGAGACGAGGUCCAGAGGAGUAUUACCACACAAAAUCUCCUCGACGCCGGUUAUUCCGGUUGGGAAUAUCUCCUCUUGAGGGAUCACAAAGAUCAAGGCAAAGCAGCUGCACAGUACAAAUCAGAGCGGCGAUUAGAAAUGAUCAAGAAAGGCUACAAAAUCCAUGGAAACACUGGCGAUCAGUGGAGUGACCUCCAAGGUUUUGCCGUCGCCGAUCGUUCUUUCAAAGUCCCAAACCCAAUGUACUUCAUUGCUUGA
Microthlaspi erraticum is the source of this 789-nucleotide messenger RNA. NCBI's taxonomy places the organism in Eukaryota, Viridiplantae, Streptophyta, Magnoliopsida, Brassicales, Brassicaceae. The record is from the annotation of a GenBank genome assembly.